AGUAUCCCGCUGAGCUGAAAUCAAAAGGUUCCGACGUUCAUCUACUGCUGGAAAAUAGUCAUGACUGCUUUUUCGAUGUCUGCCAAUGUUCCCGAAAAUUCAGUAGAUGGAUACACUCUUCAGCAACUCUCCACUCUGAUCGAAACUUUAAGUCAUGAGGCGAUCACCCAACAAUCGGUGUCCGCAGAAAAUGCAUUGACGUUACUCCAUUAUCGACUAUCAAAGAUUAUGGAAUUGGGACAUGUACAACUUCUUGGGAAAACGCAGGCGGUUCUUUGUUUUCUUAAAGGAAAUCACUUCGAUUCGCAAGAAAUUAUUCGUCGUGGAUUCUACGAUAAACGGCAUCACGCAUUCCUUCAAGAACUUUUCAAAAAAGCAGAGAAAAGAAGAACUGGAAAAUGUUUUGGAUCAUUGGGUUACUGUAAAUACCCUCCAUCAAUUGACCAAAUCAACGAAGAUGGGUUCCCAAAGAGCUUAAUAAAACUUUUGAGACAUUAUUACGAAUCAAAGCGUGCUGCGAAGAAAGCGUUGGAUAUUGAAUUAGUAGCACGUGAAACAGGACUUCACGAGGACGUCAUCAGGGAGAAAUUCCAAAGUUUUCGGAUGGAAAUAAAAAAGAAAACAUCAGAAGCAAAGCUGCUGAAAUCCACAGGAGAAAUUUCUCAAAUCUCACAUCAAGAAUCAAUUCAACAUGUACAGCAAUACCAUUUUUACUCCUAUCCAAAUUUGUAUCCAAGUCCUCCAUUGAGUGAGAAUGGAAAUCUUACAACUCCACUCGAUCAACCGUUGACUGUCGAAAUCACAGAAGUUAAUCGUGAAUACUAUUCUCUAGUACCUUGCUUGCAGUUUUUUCAAUAACUUAUACUUAUUUAUGUCCAAACAUAAAAAAUUGCUUGCU
Messenger RNA from Caenorhabditis elegans, 898 nucleotides. RefSeq names its product HEPN domain-containing protein (gene C50H2.5). Lineage: Eukaryota; Metazoa; Nematoda; Chromadorea; Rhabditida; Rhabditidae. The record is from RefSeq and is marked reviewed. The transcript has 4 exons. The coding region runs from base 61 to 858 and encodes 265 amino acids.